This is a messenger RNA of Lineus longissimus, 6064 nucleotides long. RefSeq names its product leucine-rich repeat-containing protein 9-like. Bases 243 to 4904 code for a protein of 1553 amino acids. Lineage: Eukaryota; Metazoa; Nemertea; Pilidiophora; Heteronemertea; Lineidae. The record is from RefSeq and is a predicted model, not a curated record. Gene Ontology annotation, molecular function: protein binding. The transcript has 31 exons.
GGCGUCCAAUAUGGCGGACGUGAUUUCCUGAAUCUUAACUUUUGCUGUUGUUUUGUUUUUCAUCACACAUUUCACAUAAUCUUAAGUAACGUAGACAGUGUUGUUGAAAUGGAAAUGAAUUUCCAAAAAUGUCUCGGCUGUCACUAAGUGUCAGUGAAUAUUGCCUUUCAUGAACCCAGCUUGGUGAAGGCCAAGUUCUUCUCGAGUUAGAAGUGCUGACUGCCCAGUAAUAUAACAUCACCAUGGCUAGUCCUGUGAAAAAAAACAAGCUCUCAAUGGAGGAGGAAGAUGAAAUCAUGAAAGAAAUGUGUGCCGUGAAUGGACUCAAUUUUGGAAAACUAGAACAGGAGGGCGAAGGCAUCAAACUAUUGGAAAUGUUUUUCUCUGGCUUCCCAAAGCUCAUAGGAAUGCAUUAUUUUCCCAACUUAGAAAAGCUUAUUCUGAUGGGCCAACAAAUCAACAAAAUAGAAGGAUUGUCUUUUUGUCCAAAGCUGCAGGAGUUCUGGGCCUCCGAGUGCUGCAUCAGGGAAAUCACAGGGUUAGAAUCAUGCAAGUUGUUGAAGAAACUGUACCUGUAUUCAAACCAGAUACGAAAAAUAAAGGGUCUAGAAGGCCUGACUGAACUAGAGGUGCUAUGGCUGAAUGGGAAUGAAAUUCAGAGAGUUGAGAAUAUCAGCCACAUAAGAAGGCUGAAAGAGUUAAACUUGGCCGAUAACCAAAUUGAAAAAAUAGGUCACUCAUUAGAUGGGCACAUUUGUUUACAGACAUUAAAUCUGUCUGGGAACAAGUUAUACUCAUUCAAGGACCUGACAAACUUGAUUCGUCUUCCAUUCUUGAACCACCUGAGCCUAAAGGACCCACUUUAUUCACCAAACCCAGUGUGUUUACUCUGUAACUACUCUACUCACGUGCUCUAUCACCUCCCAAACCUCACCAGGUUGGAUUGCCUGGAUGUCUCCAACAAGAGUCUUGGAGAAUUAGCAGAAACAACGGUUGUGAAAAAGAAGAUGUUCUACAACAUGCGUGUGAAGACAAUCAAGCGCCAGCUCUCAGAUAUGUUGGCGAAACUCGAGGAGGCGAAUAAUCACCUGUUGAAAUCACCUAGAGACAGGCUGAGGCGGUUGCAUUGUGCUGUGAAAGAGAUAAAAAGGGAAAUUCAGGAGUUGACGUCUGCUGACGAGAGUACGGUAGAAACUCAUGACAGUGACACCGAGAGUGACCGAGAUGUACGAGUCCUUCAGGCUAAAGAAGACCAGGAGGCCCUGAUUGCUUUGAAAACAAAAAUGGAUGCCAUCAAUGAGAAAAUGAAGCAAUGGGAGAAAAAGAUCAAUGAGGUUGAAUUCUUCCAUAAAGAGAGUGAAAAUCGUCUGAAACAGAUGACCGAGCUGACAAUACAUAGGCUGCUAUGUGAACUUGAGACAGGAGGAAACCUGCGUUUUGAGGAUGGGGCUCUCUCAGAUGUUUGGUUCACGUCCUGCCAUGACCUGAUCUUGUCCCGAUUCUGUGCCUCGGACUACAAGGAACAAGGCAUCACUGGUAUCAAAAUCCACCGCAUUACGCGUGUCCACAAUCGUAUUCUCAGAAUGAGGUUCGACGACAAACUUGCCAAACAUUCCGAAGAGGAAGACAUCUAUAAUCCACAGAAAAACACCCAACAAAGGAAGCUUCUAGAAUAUCUCUUCUGGGUGUGGGACCCUGAGGUUCCUGGGGGUCAGACAGAACCUGCUAGAGUGCUUGAAGAAGGAUUCCUUGACGCUGACACACAUUUGCAACUAGGGAAAGAUGGUGCUAUUCCUCUUGCGAACAGUCUGAACAUGGCUGACAAGUUCCGUAUAGAAUACAAGCUAAAACAAAGCAAGGGCAAGCAAUAUUCCGACAACACUCCUUUUAGAUUGGGUCAGCUUAUCAUUUCGAAGGUUUACAUUGGCAGGAGUCAACCAUCCUUGGAUAUGAAACAAGUCAACAAAGCAUUUUACCCUCACACGGAUUCUGUGUUCAGACCAAAGAAACAUGACAACUGUAAAGUGCGUGCUCAGAGCCGAACAAGUAUGAGUAAUCCAGAUCUUGUCCCGCCACCUCCUGCCCCACCCCAGCAAUGCGAGUGCAUCAAUCGGCAGUGUGAAUGGUUUGUGUUCGAUCGAGAUUUAGUUAUGCCAGAGUACGUUGUGGAGUUUGAAUACAUGACCAGGUUAAAACCUCGCAACACAUUCUUCCAAAUGACCACAACCAUCUCGUCAGUGAACAAUUGUAAAGGUCUAGUCGGUAUUGACGAUGGAAGUGAUGAUGGUGAUGUACUGGACAUGGAACCAAAGAUUAAACCAAGGCCAAGGCUUAUACAGCUGACAGAAGACCUGCUUCUGAAAUUGACAAAAGCAAGCAGUUUGGUGAAAGUGACAGUCUUGAAUCUCCAUGGUAACGGCCUAAACAGACUCAAACAUUUGAACUCAAUGCCAGUGCUCAAGAAACUCAUCAUCAGUUUCAAUGAAUUUGUCAGGUUGGAUGACAUUGCGGGACUGCCGUUAGAAUACUUAGAUGCUAGCUUCAACAAAAUCAACACCUUGGAAGGCGUAAAGAGUAUGACAAGGCUGAAAUACCUCGAUUUGAGUUGGAAUCAGCUCCAGAAUACUAGAGAUGAUAUCUCCAUAUUGAGGAAGCAUGCGCCAGGACUGUUGACGGUGGAUCUCAGACAUAACAACUGGCAAAAGUUAUCUUGUCUGAAUGGAUGGCGUGAGCCUGAAGGGCUGCGGCUUCGAGCCAUCGGGCGUCUCAAGUCCGUAACCAAGCUCAAUGGUGCUACAGUGACGGAAGCAGAAGCUACAGCUGCCCUCCGCAUGGCAGCAGGGUCAAGAAUCUCACAAGUCUCAUUGUUGGCUCACUCAAGGACGGACAUGACGCGGCCGAGGACGCUGAGGUUGGGUUCCUAUGCCCAGGCACUCAUUCAGACUAGUCGGCUCAAACCUGACAGGGUUGGUGAGCAAGACAAUCAGUGGUAUGCCAAGGUCACAACCUUGAAUCUCGAUAGUCAGCACAUCAGCAAGUUAUCCAACUUAGAAAAGCUGGAAAAUCUUCGCUGGGCAUCUUUCAAUGACAAUGACAUCACAAAGAUAGAGGGUCUAGAUGCUUGUAUCAAUCUUGAAGAGUUAUCCCUCGAGAAUAACUGUAUCACUAAACUUGAUAAUAUCAGUAGACUGACCAAGCUACGUCGACUAAACCUGAGCCAUAAUUACCUAUCGACUCUUGAAACGUCUGGGCUAGAGAAGUUGACGCAUCUGCACUUUCUGUCAUUGGAGAACAACCGGAUUGUGUCGCUGCUCGGCCUGCAGCGGAUACAGUCAUUGUUGGAGCUGUAUAUUGGGAACAACAGGAUUUCAAACAUACGUGAGGUCUUCUAUCUCAAGAACCUGCCCAACUUUGUGAUAUUGGAUUUGGCUGGAAACCCAGUAGCUAAGGAGACCGAGAACUACCGACUGUUUAUCAUCUAUCAUCUGAGGAGUCUGAAGGCUUUAGACGGACAGGCUGUGGAAUCUGCUGAGGCCAGCACUGCCAGAGAAACAUUUGGUGGACGUCUCACUGCAGAUUUUGUGGCUGAACGUAUAGGUCAUUCAAACUUCGAUGAAGUGAGGGAACUUGAUCUUCCAAACUGUAGUAUUCGGACAGUUGAUCUGAGUACUGCAGACCAAUUCAUCAACUUGAGAAGUGUAAAUUUAGAGCACAACAAUCUAGCCUCCUUCAGUGGUCUGAUCAACCUCGUGAACCUGAGGGUUCUGUGUCUCAACUACAACCACGUGGAGUGCAUCUUACCCAAGUCAAAAGCCAGUAAACCAAGGGGCAUGGGUAAUGGCCAGUCACAUACGGUAGCCAGUGACCUGUACAAUCCAGAGUCGUACACCCCAGUUUUAGAGAACCUCGAAGUUUUGCAUUUAGGGUACAACGGCAUCAAAGACAUGUCCCUUCUACAGCUAAACAGACUGACAGCUUUGAAGGCUCUCUUCCUGCAAGGCAAUGAAAUAACAAAGAUCGAGGGUCUGGAUUCUCUACAGGAUCUUCGAGAACUUGUCCUUGACAGGAACAAGAUAAAGGCGAUCUCCGAACUCUCCUUCCUUAACCAGUGGAACCUCCAGGAGCUUCAUCUCGAGGAGAACCGGAUCAAGGAGUUGUCGAACCUACAGCCGUUAGAGAAUUUGCAGAGGUUUUACCUCGGCAUGAAUCGAAUCCAGGACAUUAAUGAGCUGGAGAAACUUGAAGCGUUGCCCAACCUGAUUGAGUUGUCGGUGGUCAGUAAUGCUGUUGCUCGUCGUCUGCUCCAUCGCCCGAUGCUUGUCUACAGAAUGCCCACAUUAUUGGUGAUAGAUGGUAUCCCUGUAAGUGACGAGGAGAGAACCAAGGCUGAGCUCUACUUUAUGGAGCAACAGAUUCCCCAAAUCACAACAACCAUUGAGACGACGCUCCCUGGUAUUGGCCAGUAUAAGACACAUAUCCCUGUCAAGGUGACCAAUGUGCAGCUGAACUCCCCUGAGCGAGGCUGGGCAAACUAUUAUAAAGAUGAAGAGAUGCAACAACAGCAGCAGCAGCAGGUGGAAAAUAAAGGCGACGAAGUUGACCAGUGCCAGGCUAGUGUAGAUGAAGUGCGCUCUGAACUGGCAGAUCUGUUCCGUGCUUUGAAAGAUAUGAGAGAUAUGCUAUUAGAUUACCGAUAUCGUCUAGGGCACAAGGAACCAGGGAGAAGACAGAAACACAACGGAAAAACUGACGGGCAAGUGGUCGGGAACAACACAAGAAGUGGCACUAUUCUAUACCAGCACUCCCAGAAUAUGCCUCAGUCACAGUAUCAUUCGUCACAUCAGGUCCAAUAUCCUGGCAGCACCUACUUUGGAAAUGAGAGGCCAAGGGGAGGGCGAAAAUGAGAAAAUUUACCACAGUUACUAAUCCGUCAGUUAAUAGAUGUGGGAUAGUUCAGGAGCCAGUUUACUCGCAAUGGGUAAUGACAAAUUCUCAUUACUUUGAAGUAAUGAGUUUUUGGUAUACAAGGACUGUUCUAAUGCUGCUGCAACUCUGGUGCUCUGGAUUCUGCAAGAGUAUAGACAUUCUGAGAUCAACUGUGAUAUCUCUUUGUGAUUCGUACAAUGUACCAUUUGUAGUUUUAUAAAUUUGUUAGUCUGAGGUACAUUUAUUGUUAUUAUUCACCCGUCAGUGACCAUGCCUGGUAAAAGUCAACCGUCCAUUGCUCAGGCAAUUCACUAUUUUGAAGUUAUUAAAUGUUGGAUAUUUUCUAAAGUUUUCGAAUGCUGGAUAUUUCGUAUUUUAGAUAAUAAUAAACAAAGGUGGCAAAUGCUUGUAUGUUUUUGUGUACAUUCAGUGUGUAAAUUGUUUGUUGGUUUAUUUGUAAAACUAUGAUGUUGUGUGAUGUUUAUUUGAUAUCGAGCUAUACUGUUCUGUAUCAAGUUGUCCAUGUUUCACCACUGCAGCCUAUCCUUACACAUUUGGGUGUUAGGGCCAUUUCUCACUUUGACUCAAGGAAAAAUGUUUAAAGAUCAUGCUAAAAUCAUCAGAAAACCCAGGGGUUUUACAUAUAGCUGGACACACAGGGUAGGCAGUUCGAAUGUUUGUUAGAAAUGACUGUGUUGCACUUGGUGGUGCUAAGGCAUUUUUUCGUCGACUUUUGUAUAAUUUGUAAAUUCAGGUUAUUUGGAAAUCAUCGUUUAAUCUUUACACAUUAUGAAUACGGCAUGUUUAAGUUUCUUAGGGAUCGUGCAGACACAUCAAUGUCUCUCAUUAUCCUUAUGAUGUUGGGAGAUCGCUUCUGCUUUUACAGAUUAAACAGUAGCGCAUCAAACUAUCAAUUUUGAUUGGGGAGGUCAUAAGUCAAAAGGACAUCAACAUGUAUAAAUGCACUUCAUUGUAGAUUGUUUACAACGUAUGUUGGGUUUUUUUUCAAUGAUGACUGCACCCUCUUUGUUUUAAAACACUGUCUCAUGUUAAAGAAUUAAUAAAUGCAAUCUAUUGUAAAUAUUUGUAAAAACGAAUUAUUUAAAAAAUAAUAAAAGCCAGUAUCAUUUCAAAGGAA